AGCCACUCCAGUCGGCGGGGAAAACGAGAGGAGAGGAGCAGGAGCAGGAACAGGAGCAGGGAAAAGGGGGACCAAGAGGGGACCGUCCUCUAUGGGGUGUGCCCUGAGCUCCGAGUGCUGCGGAGAAGAGCUGUGCCCCGUGCCAGUGGGGGCACCGGCCGCUGGAAAUGGGGGGCUAACGAAGGACAUGAAAAUGAAGCAGACUAAGCCAGCAAAGAAGGAUCUGCACACUUUCAAGGAGAAGUCCUUCAAGAAGAGGCGGCAGUGCGCAGUGUGCAAGCAGCCAGUGGAGAAUCUGGGGUCCUUCUGCCGGGUGUGUAAGACAGCAGCGCACAAGAAAUGCGAAGCCAAGGUGGCCACAUCCUGCCAGCCAGCGCCCCCCUCUGACCUGCAGAGACGAGGCACGGCCUCCUCAAGGCACAGCCAGCAUCUGGGGUCGGUCAAGUCUCUGAAUUACCCCAAGCAGAGGAGCACCCUUCCCAGGAGCUUCAGUCUGGACCGAGUCAUGGACAGGGUCAUGGAGCGACAUUAUGACUUCGACUUGACCUACAUCACAGAGAGGAUCAUUUCGGUCUUCUUCCCGUCAGUCCUGGAGGAGCAGCGCUACCGUAGUAACUUGAAGGAAGUGGCAGCCAUGUUGAAGUCCAAGCAUGAAGAUAAGUACCUGCUCUUCAACUUAUCUGAGAAGAGACACGACAUUGGCCGCCUGAACCCCAAGGUUCAGGAUUUUGGUUGGCCAGACCACCACGCUCCACCACUAGACAAGAUCUGUGCCAUCUGCAAAUCCAUGGAGACCUGGCUGACCUCUGACCCCCAACACGUGGUGGUGCUUCACUGCAAGGGCAACAAAGGAAAAACGGGGGUGAUCAUCGCAGCCUAUAUGCACUACAGCAAGAUAUCAGCAGGAGCAGACCAGGCCCUCAGCACACUGGCCAUGAGGAAGUUCUGCGAGGACAAGGUGGCCACAUCAAUGCAGCCUUCCCAAAACAGGUAUGUCUACUACUUCGGAGGUCUGCUCUCUGGGACGAUUAAGAUGAACAGCAGUCCUCUGUUCCUGCAUCAAGUCCUCAUCCCAGCAAUCCCCAAUUUUGAGCCCAAUGGAGGCUACUUCCCCUUUCUGAAGAUCUACCAGUCCAUGCAGCUCGUCUACACAUCAGGAAUUUACAAUGCUCAGAACCAGGGAAACCGGAAGUUGUGUGUGACCGUCGAGCCAGCACUCCUACUGAAAGGUGACAUAAUGGUGAAGUGCUAUCACCGUCGUACAAAGUCUCCAGACCGUGACGUGGUCUUCAGGGUGCAGUUCCACACUUGCACCAUCCAUGGAGCCCAGCUGUGGUUUGGGAAAGGGGAGCUGGACGACGCUUGUGCAGAUGACCGAUUUCCAGCAGAUGCAAAAGUGGAAUUCAUUUUCUCUUCAGGACCUGAGAAGAUUAAAGGUCGGGACGUAAUCAAGAAUGAUCCAGCAGUCAGUGUGGACUACAACACCUCCGACCCGACUGUGCGCUGGGACUCGUAUGAGAAUUUCAACCUGCAUCACCAAGACAGCUUGGAAGACAUCUCCCACACCCGAGGUCCGCUGGACGGCAGCCUUUAUGCCCAGGUGAAGAAGAAGCGCAGCCCUGGCUCUCUGACCUCGAAUGGAAGCCCCGGCAGCAUUGAGCACAGCCACCUCUUAUCUUUAAGUACGGAUUCCGGACACUCGUCUGCUCCCACCGAAAGGCUGGAAGAUCCACCAUCGCGUCCAGCUCCUCCAUCCCGGUCAGAAAAGGAAGAGCUUGAUCGGUUACUGGGAGGAUUUGGAGUGAGAGGAGCACCAGAACGGGAACGGGAGACGGCCAUCUUGGACGAUGGAGACAUCCAAGCUGACACGGAGAGACUCGGGACGUUGCGCCUGGCCCGCUCUUGCUCCUGCAGAGUCGGCUACCGUUCACAGCAUUGCCGAGAGAUGACGUGUGAACGACUCCCCAACGGCUCCUGCUUUGGCCUGGAGAGAAACGGGCUCCCACCAGGACAUCUUGAGCUGUACCAGCACCGUGCCACUCUGCACCACCAGGAUGAACUCUGGGAUAAGCCUCAGCCGCAACAGUCACGCUGCCUUCACCGGUCCUACUCUGAGGGUCCAAGUCGCCAUCUUCAUCCAUACUCUUUGGAAUACUCCCAUCCUCCCAGCAUGCCUCACCGAGUGUGCUGCCGAGAAGAAUAUGCCCCAUACCACUCUCGGCACCAGCCCCCCAAUCCUUACAGAGAGCUUCUGAUCGUGGAGGGUCAGCCCCUCAGCCUGACGCCAACUCCUUGUGCCUGCCGAGACUGCCGGCUCAUUAGCACCCCUUCUUCUCGGGAAGACUCCAGCCACUCCAGCUUUCACACUCUCAGGCUUGACAGAGAGGGGCCGCACUGGGAGGCGGGCCGGCACCGGGAUCAGGAGGCAGGGCUGCACUGGGAAAUGGAUAACCAUAGGGACCGGGAGGUGGAGUUCCGAAGGGAGGCGGGGCUACACUGGGAGGCCGGCCUUCAUGCCGAGAGAGAUGCCACACUGAGCCGAGAGCCCAGCUAUCCGUGGGAAGGGAGCCACUUGAGAGACAGAGACGUGGAGAUGUGGCACCCGAAAGUCGCCGUCUCCCCUCGAUAUCCACAUGGGUCCCAACCGACCCCCUUGGUGAUGGCAGCUGAACAUUACGGGCACCGGCACUCGCCUCAGGGUCAUGAGGUCACCACCUUUAACUAUGAGCGCCUUCCACCAGAGCAGCCAGUGUAUAUCGAGCCGUCAGCCCCUCUGCCUCACACGGCCCACUGCCCCGAGGUCAAGUACAGCAACAACGGCUACCAGACCCCAAGAGCCUGUGCCUGCUCCCCUUACCAAGCCCCACCGUCUUCUCGCACCCUCUCCUCCACCGACAGCCGGGGCUAUGGAUCCGGGUACCAGUCGGAGUCGACCUCCCCUGUGCCACCACCCUCCAGGACCCCCGGACCUUGUGACGUGCCUCCAAAGGGCAGCGGUGUGGAAGAAUAUCAGCAGGCUGUGGCUGAGGACCGGGCGGAGCGCUAUAAAAGAGAUGUCCCAGGGGUCGUCCCCGUCGAAGGUGUGACUUGGCGGGAGCCCGUGGCACACGGAUCCUUGAGAAGGUUUCACCGAGAGGCUCGAAUCAUCUGCUCCACGCCCUCUGAAUAUUCGGGUCCACCUACGCCUGUCCACACUAGCAGUCCACUGCAGAGUCGAGACAGUCCAACACCGGGAGACUCCGGCACCCCCGAAUUCCAGACAGCCUGGAGCCGAUGGUUGACCGGAGAUGUUCAAAGGCCGCAUCACCGCCACCUGAGCCAGGGGGAUUCCAGCAUCCCCAAGGUGCCCAACUGGAGCAUCAGGCAGGACCACCAGUGCAGCAAAAUGGGAAGUCUAAGCAGCGGAGUGUAUACCUACCCUUCAGACUCCUCCACCUCCUGGAGCAACAGCCAGUCAGACACGUCUCAGCUAUAUGAAAAGGUCCAGUCCACUGGCCACAAUGGGAUGCCACAGGGCGGCUCUGCGAUGGAGGUUUCCACACCGGGCUCUCCGGCCUCCAACUGCUGCCCAGCAAGUUCUUUAUCAUCCUCGUCUGUCUCGGCACAGCAGACGCCGCCUCAUUCCUGCACUUCCAGUCCCACGGCAGCGGCGCCCCCUGCUCCUCAGACUGUAGACCUGCACCUCAUCACCCCUCCAGUGCCACAGGUUAAUGGGGUGACUGUGAAAGAGACUGGUGCCCAAAGACAGCUCCCCAAUGCCAACCUGGAAAGUGAAAUAUCCAAGACUGGCAGCUCCUCUUUGAAUUACAGCUCAGCACCUGCUUCCCCUGGCACCAUGGCGGUCUGCACUCCUCACACGGGUUCUGCCCCCCACUCCCCGGGGCCAGAGAACUUGGAGCCUCCCGUGCCAGGUUCACAUCACACCCAAGCCUUCUUGCUUAGUGACCCAGGCUUGUCACCCACCUCGUCCAGCCAAGGAAGCCCUUCUGAAGGCAGCGUCACCCCUUCCUUCCCCAUCUCAACAGCGUACUACACUGGGCAGAGUGGGAGCCAAGGAUCUGGCCAGUUCUCUGGGUACACGGCUGUUACCAUCCCACCGGCAGACAUGCAGCCACCGCUGCCAGAAAAGAGGCGCCUCUCCUCCAUUAACGAACGGUCACCUCCACCCAGCUCUCCCAACGGUCGCUCAUCGGCGCUCAGAAGCCCAUCCAGCCCAAAUCCUCCACAGCAUGUAACGUUCUCCAUCACGGCUGGAGACCUGGCAGAAGGGGAGUUGGACAAUGGCAUCAGUGCCAAGUUUGUGCAGGAUACGUCAAGGUUCUGGUACAAGCCAAGCAUCUCCAGGGACCAAGCAAUCGCUCUACUGAAGGAGAAGGAGCCUGGGCACUUCCUGAUCCGGGACAGCAACUCUUUCCAGGGGGCUUAUGGACUUGCACUGAAGGUGGCCACCCCACCCCCCAACGCCAAUAUGCAGAACUGCAAAGGUGACCCAAAGGAGCAGCUGGUGCGACACUUCCUCAUCGAAACGGGCCCAAAAGGGGUGAAAAUCAAGGGGUGCCAGAAUGAGCCUCACUUUGGAAGUCUCUCGGCUUUGGUCUACCAGCAUUCCAUCACACCCAUCUCUCUGCCCUGCAAGCUGCGCAUCCCAGAAAAAGACCCAAUUGGAGAGGGCCAGGAAAUCUGCACCCCAACCCACAUGAGCACAGCAGCCGACCUGCUCAAGCAGGGGGCAGCAUGCAAUGUCCUGUUCCUAAACUCGGUGGAGACAGAGUCGCUGACGGGACCGCAGGCCGUGGCAAAGGCCAUCAGCUCGACACUGUCACGCAGCCCACGCCCCGGUGCCACAGUCGUGCAUUUCAAAGUGUCGGUGCAGGGCAUCACGCUGACGGACAACCAGCGCAGGCUCUUCUUCAGACGUCAUUACCCCCUGAACAGUGUAACAUUCAGCAGCUUGGACCCCCAGGACCGAAGAUGGCCAAAGCCUGAUGGCACCACCUCCAAGUUGUUUGGCUUUGUGGCCAAGAAGCCAGGCAGCCUGCUAGAGAACGUCUGCCACCUGUUUGCUGAGCUGGACCCUGAGCAACCAGCCACAGCCAUCGUGAACUUCAUUAACAAGGUCAUGCUGGGACCUCAGCGAAGGUAGAGAGAGAAAACCAAAAAAAAAAAAGAGACCUCCAUAGUGUUGUCGUGGUGAUGGGCUUGGAGGUGUCCACUAGGAAGUUCUAUCCAUUAUAGUGCCUUGUAGGCAUCUGACAACCAAAGUGAAGCAAAGAUGCCAUACAUAUAUAUAUAUAUAUAAAUGUAUAAUAUUUCUUACCAAAGUUGUGUUAAUGAAACUUUUCUUGCUUCUUCCAGUGCACAAUGACACUUUGUUUAUAUAAUCCAAGCAUCCAGGUGGGCAUCAGAUUUCCGACAUGCCCAGCUCACUAUCCACCGCUGUCCUAAAUAUCACCUACUAGAAGACAGACAAUGACCCCUGGUGGCAGAAAAAAAACACAACAAGACAUUAGAGUGGAAGUACUGCUAGCCUUGUGGGUGACAUUAUAGUCCUUCAUAAACUUAAAACACACCUAGCUUCACUGGACGGAUACCCCCAGGUCCCACCUAUGUUUAGUUGGUUAAGAGCCCCCUCAUAGUCCUCCCACUAAUAAUAAUCAGUGCUAAUCCCCCCAAAAUAAGAGACGCUUCACCCCUUGAAGACAUGGCAGGGGACAAGUUGCUAAAAAUCUGGGUAUUGGAUGGCAGCGAAAUCCAUAAACCAAAUCUCCUCCUGUCCGUGCACUUUAAACGUUCGGGGUCACAGUGUCCCAUUUCUGCUCAUGCAUUGUACAAAUACGUAAAAACAGCUAUGCAAAGUCAGAGAGAGGGCAAAAGGAAGUGAACAAAAGACUUUAGAUACUCGGGUGUUAAAGGCUGCAGCCAUGUUGUGGUAUGGUGUGGCAUGCUUGGUGUUUCUAGUUGGACGGCAAUGUGGGGUUCUGCUGGAGUCGUGUUCGCGUCAUUAGGUGCAUCUGCUGUUUCCGAAAUCUUCGUUAUCAACGCGCUCUAUAGGGUUUAGCUCAAAUUCAUUUUCAUGCCAAUGUAAGCUGCUAAAUGUUUAAACCUCAUGCCGAUUGCGCACGACACACGGCCGGCGGCAGCAUGUCCUUCACGUUUACCACAAGCCCCGUGAUGUUCGCUGAAUGCCAACGUAUAGUCUUGCUUUUACGGAAAGGUUUUCCCCUAGCAACAGGUGUGGAAUGGUCUCCGCACACACAACACGUGUUUAGGAGGCUUUUUCAGCCAUAGUGUUUCUGCUGUAACCGCAGGUUUGCUGUCAGUCAGAAGCUGUUAACAACAUAACCAUUGCCUUGCUGUUGUGAUCUGUUAUUUAUUGAGAGUAAGAUACGAGACACAUGAAUGGUGACUCUUCCUAUGAAGUCAGUAGACGGAUUGGGAGUUCAUGGGGGGGUCAUGAGGUCGCAUGAAAGGGGUGUGCGACGCUCCUGAUAUAUCAAAAGGACGAAGGUCCAAGUCUUUAGAGUCCUGGUGCUUCCUGUCUGUGAGACAUGGACGCUAUCCAGUGACCUGAGAUGAAGACUGGACAACUCUGGUGUCUCUUCAGAGGGUCCUUGGGUACCACUGGUGUGACUUUGUGUUGGUCACGGAGUCCCGAAUGUGGCACAUCACCUGCAUUGUGAGGGAGCGUCAGUUACGGUACUACGGCCAUGUGGCACCAUUACCUGAGGGUGAUCCGGCUUGCAGGACCCGAGUGGCUGGACCAGGCCAAGGGGACGCCUGGCUGCGGCAGAUAGAGGGUCAUUUCUGGAGGGUGGGACUGGACCGCGUGUCUGCCUGGGGGGGGUUGCCAACUGGGAUCCCGAGCUGUUUUGUUGUGUGGUGGGUGCGGCAACGCUCUGUACCAGUGCCUGCUCCUCAACCGGACCUGACCUGACCUGUAAGAUAUGAUACAAAGCAAUGUAAAAACAGGAAAACAUAUACGAUAUAUAAAAUUACAGACUUUAAAAACAACGAAUGACAAGCUAUGUCUGAAAAAUCAUUAACUCAUGACGUUUAGACGUUAAAGGGGCCAGCCCCCCCCAAUCCCACCCCUAAGACUUCACUGUCUCAACACCAAAAUGCCCGCUCACCCAUAAGGGCAAACACCCAACUGUCCAUAGUAUGUAAAUCAUAAUACAGAGGAAAAAAAAAUCCCUAAACACGGCACAGUUGGCUUUCGAUUUUCUAACAUUUUUCUAACAUUUUAUUGAAUUUAUUAAAAGCAAAUAACAUUCCAUAAAAGCAAGUCAAAUUUUACAAAACUAAGUUCACAUCAAAGCAACCCCCACCCACGAGAAAGACAGCUAGGCCAACAGAGUGAAACUUUAAUUGUAGGAAAAAUAAAUACCUACAAUAAAUAAAUAAAGAUAAUUAGUGAUGGCCCCCCCACUUUCUAAUGUCCCAUUAAUUCUCGAAGCUGAGCUUUCUAACAGCAUCAAACUAUAACAUGAAAAGCUCCAGUGACUAAAGGAUCCACCGACACACUAGCAGAGGUUUUAAAGCGACUGACGCGAUGGACGUAACCCGUCAGUGUAGCUGAGAUAUCAUCAGAAGAUAAGCGGAGACCUCCAGUGAGAUCAGCAGCUGGGGUCUUACAGGUCUUUGAAUAUCCGGAAUGGAGGCAACCAAGCACCCCACUGCUCUGUGCUGUUUAAAUCCCCCUAACCCUAAACCCUAAACCCUUCAUGAGGCAUUGAAGAGUCCCGAGUCGUCUGAUUGUUCCCACCGACGUUUAAGCCAAAUUCUCUCGUCUGGUUCUCUCCAGAUAUACAGUGGGUACAGAAAGUAUUCAGACCCCCUUCAAUUUUUCACUCUUUGUUAUAUUGCAGCCAUUUGCUAAAAUCAUUUAAAUUAUUUUUUUCCUCAUUAAUGUACACACAGCACCCCAUAUUGACAGACAAAAAAAAGAAUUUUUGAAAUUGUUGCAGAUUUAUUAAAAAAGAAAAACUGAAAUAUCACAUGGUCCUAAGUAUUCAGACCCUUUGCUGUGACACUCAUAUAUUUAACUCCGGUGCUUUCCAUUUCUUCUGAUCAUCCUUGAGAUCACCUUCAUUUGAGUCCAGCUGUGUUUGAUUAUACUGACUGGACUUGAUUAGGAAAGCCACACACCUGUCUAUAUAAGACCUUACAGCUCACAAUGCAUGUCAGAGCAAAUGAGAAUCAUGAGGUCAAAGGAACUGCCUGAAGAGCUCAGAGACAGAAUUGUGGCAAGGUGCAGAUCUGGCCAAGGUUACAAAAAAAUUUCUGCUGCACUUAAGGUUCCCAAGAGCACAGUGGCCUCCAUAAUCCAUAAAUGGAAGACGUUUGGGACAAGCAGAACCCUUCCUAGAGCUGGCCGUCUGGCCAAGCUGAGCUAUCGGGGGAGAAGAGUCUUGGUGAGAGAGGUAAAGAAGAACCCAAAGAUCACUUUGGUCGAGCUCCAGAGAUGCAGUGAGGAGAUGGGAGAAAGUUGUAGAAAGUCAACCAUCACUGCAGCCCUCCACCAGUCAGGGCUUUAUGGCAGAGUGGCCUGUCGGAAGCCUCUCCUCAGUGCAAGACACAUGACAGCACACAUGGAGUUUGCUAAAAGACACCUGAAGGACUCUGAGAUGGUGAGAAAUAAGAUUCUCUGGUCUGAUGAGACCAAGAUAGAACUUUUUGGCCUUAAUUCUAAGCGGUAUGUGUGGAGACAACCAGGCACUGCUCAUCACUUGUCCAAUACAGUCCCCACAGUGAAGCAUGGCGGUGGCAGCAUCAUGCUGUGGGGGUGUUUUUCAGCUGCAGGGACAGGACGACUGGUUGCAAUCGAGGGAAAGAUGAAUGCGGCCAAGUACAGGGAUAUCCUGGACAAAAACCUUCUCCAGAGUGCUAAGGACCUCAGACUGGGCCGAAGGUUUACCUUCCAACAAUACAAUGACCCUAAGCACACAGCUAAAAUAACGAAGGAGUGGCUUCACAACAACUCUGUGACUGUUCUUGAAUGGCCCAGCCAGAGCCCUGACUUAAACCCAAUUGAGCAUCUCUGGAGAGACCUAAAAAUGGCUGUCCACCAACGUUUACCAUCCAACCUGACAGAACUGGAGAGGAUCUGCAAGGAGGAAUGGCAGAGGAUCCCCAAAUCCAGUUGUGAAAAACUUGUUGCAUCUUUCCCAAGAAGACUCAUGGCUGUAUUAGCUUAAAAGGGAGCUUCUACUAAAUACUGAGCAAAGGGUCUGAAUACUUAGGACCAUGUGAUAUUUCAGUUUUCUUUUUUAAUAAAUCUGCAACAAUUUCAAAAAUUCUUUUUUUGUCUGUCAAUAUGGGGUGCUGUGUGUACAUUAAUGAGGAAAAAAAUUAAUUUAAAUGAUUUUAGCAAAUGGCUGCAAUAUAACAAAGAGUGAAAAAUUGAAGGGGGUCUGAAUACUUUCCAUACCCACUGUAACACAUGUGACUCGGAAAGACUCCCGACCCGGUUGACUCGCACCUGCAAGGCCGUUUCUGUCCUAUUUGGUGCCUCAGACAAGAAAAUCUGUCUCAACAAACCCCCCAGAUAGUUUCACACCACACACACACACACAAUGCCACAGCAUAAUUCAUAGCAAAAGUAAAAAUCAAUCGCAGCAGAGACAUUGCCCACUACAUCAAUUGGGAUUUUAACCCACCAGGGACAAUGACAUUAUGAGGAGGGGGAUGGGGUGCAAUGACACAUUUUAACACUAUACCAAGCAUAGAACCUGUUGUCCCCCACACCCCUUAAAAUUUUAACCAGUACCUUUUUUUUUGAGUAGGAUUGGGGGUACAGCUGGCACUGUGCUUGUGUAGUGCUAAAUGUGUCCCUAUGCGAUGUCCCCCUGGAGUUGCAUGUUUUGGUUAAAAAUCCAUGGUGGUGUUGUGGCCACAGUGUCUCUGCUUGCAAUGCCUCCAAGACCUCCUCUCCUCAGUGUCACUCUCUCACCUGAGGAACAAGCCAAGCGGGCAGCAGUGGCGAUGACAGGGCCACCUGGACUCUGUCACUCACUCAAGUCCAGACUGCACCUACAUCGGUCAUCACUCACCAUUGAAGAGGAGGAGGAGGGGACUGGGACUCAGCUGUGUGUCCCAUCUGGUAGGCUGCGUGUCACACGGGAGCACCCGGUGUGGUGUUGGUUGAGUCCUGACUCCUGGUCCUGGCAGCGGCUCACUGCCAAAAGUUGAAGCGUCUCGUCCUCACACUCCCGCACAUAGCGCAACAUAUAGCGAGUAGACCAGCCGCACAUCGCACGAGAUCCCUGGCAUGCUGCCUGCAUUAGUGUACACAAUGGCACACAGAUUGUGCUGUGCAUCGUACAGGCGCUGCUGAGGCUGGCACACAACAUAAACAUUUCUUUGUGCUUUCUAAACAAAAUAAGGCUGCGCUGCAGUAAUGCACCCUGACCACUAGAGGCCCUUACUUGGACAGCCUACGCCCAGAAACAUCCCUGCCCACCUACAUAGCAAAACACCUCAGCUAAAGCUUCCAAUAGUGCCUGGAGCAUAGGUGGCACUGGGACACACACUUGCCAUUCAGUCAUAAAGUCCCUUUGACGCUUUACAAAUCCAAUGAAAUGUAACAUCUGCCUUGCAUAGCGGGCAUGCGCUCCUCGCUCAUCUUUUAUAUGGCAGCAUGUUGUCUUCCAGGGUUGUAUUAAGCAAGCAAGAGCACCACAAAGUAAAAUAAAUGUCCCUGUGGCACCUUUUACAGUGGGCACGUGGCUUCCAAACAGCCAAGAAUAUUGCAAAUGACAUUAAACCUGAAGUAGUCUGUUACGGGGCACCUGGCAAACCCAUCAAGGGCACAGCAAAUUGAUGAUACCCUCCUAUAUAGUGCCUUUCUCACUGCACACACAAUCUCCAGGUGCUUUGAAAAGCAAUAUUCCUGAAAAAAAUUAAAAUUAAUUCUUAUUCUAUAGAGUGGUGGUCGCCGAAGGGGUUUCAGACCACUUUGCUAAAGUCCAAUAUACUGUACAUCACACCACCAAUGUUCAUAAAUUCCCGACUUUUACUUGACUACGCAUAUUGACGUGAAGUGCGUUGCUUGAUACGAGUUUCAAAGUCACUGAUCAGAAUUAACCCCGUCAGUCUUGAAGACGGCGUGAUGGCAGCCACUGAAGAAGAUGCCACGUGUGGGCACUACGGGCAAACAUUCAAGUGGGUUUAAAAUGAAGUGGAAGGGAAGUAAAAGUGGAUAUGAUUCACAAAGACGUCCCUCCGAGAUUUUACAGUCGGGCACAGAAAGGGGGGCAUCAACCUGAUUAUAUAGAAGUAAACACGUAAGAAAUCAUAUAACGGACUGAGGUGUAUCUGAGCAUUGAAGGUGUCACAUGUCUGCACUGUAGAGUCACUGCUAUAUAUCACAAAUCAUUACAGAAUAAUGUAACAUGACAAUAGCCUUCCGUAUAGCGCCUUAUAGUCCUGCUCAACAAGGCACCUUUCACACUUACUACUGUCGCAUUCUACACCCUGAAGUAACCAGGCAUUACUCGCUCUAAGCUGAGAGUGUCCGACAUUUUAGUAAGCAGGGUCCGUGGCGAAGUUCCCCGAUGGUCUGUGAUGAGAAUUUUCAAUCGGUGGACUCGGAGGAAGCUCUCGAGUUCAGACAGAUGGCAUGCAGGCUACAGGAAGUGUAUGGGAGUUUGAAGCAGGUUGAGUGACACAAACCCAAUGAACCCCAAGCCCCCCCCCCCACUUCCCCCACAUGUAUUGCACCUCUCCACAUAUUCUGUGAAAGGCAAAUCCCCUCGGUCAACUGCAGUGCUGGUGUCCCGCCCAGAGUUGGUUCCUGCCGUAAGUCUGGGAUGGUCCCCAGUUACCCUAGAAUGGGUUCAGAAAAUGAAUCGUCGGUCAUAACCUGCAGGGGGCAGCAUUGCACUGGGAGGGCUGGAUUUGCUUUUUUUUUUUUUUUUUUUCCCUAUCACACAUCUUCAAAGCCCACUUGUUAUGCUUAGAACCUCUUUUUUUUGUAUGAGAUUUUAAAGAAAGAAAAUCAACAAAUGAUCUAAAGAAAGACGCUUUAAUAUAUUUUGUUGUAUUUUUUUAUAUUGACGUUUGUAUGUAGUAAUAUAUUUGUGAAGUCUGGUUACCAAGCAAGUGAAUGUAAACAUGAAACUGACGACACAAAGACGCCUCCUCCAGAUCUGCUGUUUUUUCAGAUAAGCUUGUGUUUCCGAUUACUAAUGACGCAUGUGAAUAAACUGUAUAGUUACCUCUCUCA
Molecule: messenger RNA, 12226 nt
Organism: Erpetoichthys calabaricus (reedfish)
Lineage: Eukaryota; Metazoa; Chordata; Cladistia; Polypteriformes; Polypteridae
Gene: tns2a
Product: tensin 2a
Exons: 30
Coding region: 92-5143 (1683 amino acids)
Biological process (GO): peptidyl-tyrosine dephosphorylation
Molecular function (GO): protein binding; protein tyrosine phosphatase activity
Source: RefSeq, a predicted model, not a curated record